UAUUUUGAAAUCCUUAACCGGAAAUUGUACAAUUCAACACGGGGAUGGGCGGGAGCCUAGACAAGCCAAAGGCAAAAAGGAGGAUAACGGGAAACGGCCCUGUUUUGUGGAAAUACAUCAAACUGAGUGGAACGCGGGCGACCGUUUGGCCUCUACGCUCUAAAGUGGCUGAGGACAUCUUUAUAGAAGAAUGCUGGUCAGGAAGUAGAUGAAGGUGUCCACUAUCGUUUUUUUUGGAUCCUGUGAAGAAGUUGCUUCUGUUUCCCACUUCCACUCGGCUCCACAGAGAUGGCAAACAUGUCCCCGUAUGGCCUUUUCACCCACGCCGUGGUACGGGGCAUCCCGGAGACCUUUGGGAAGGCGUUGGGAGACAAUGAUGAGAACAAGGAGGUCUCAGUGGACCUGGCCAAGGCUCAGCGACAGUUUGGGUGUCUGACGGGGGCUCUGAGGCAAAAAGUGGGCCUGCAGCUGAUCGAGAUCCCACCCGACCCGGAGCUGCCAUUGAGCUGGAAGAUAGAGGACGUGGCGGUGAUCCAAGGAGACACGGCGCUCAUCACCAGGCCCUUCAGAGAGCAGCGGCGUAGCGAGGUGGAGACGGUGCGGAGGGUGAUGUCGGAGCUCAACCUGACCGUGGUGGAGAUGGACGCCGUGCAGGGAACCUCUGAAGGGGCCACACUGGAGGGCAGCGACGUCCUCUUCACGGGGAGGGAGUUCUUUGUCGGCAUCUCCUCUCAUACCAACCACAAAGGAGCCGAAGUGCUGGCUGACACUUUCAGGGACUUCUCCGUGUCCACCGUGCCAGUCUGCAGCGGAGCCCGACUGAAGAACAUCUGCUCAAUGGGAGGCGCAAACACCAUCAUCAUCAGCAACAGCAACGGGGCCAAGAAGACUCUCAGGAUGAUGGAGCAGCUGACCGAUCACCACUACGAUAUCGUCACCGUGCCGGAGCAGUCGGCAGCCAACUGCAUUUACAUAAAAUCUCAAUCCAAGAGAGACUUCCUGCUCCACAGGCCGGCGGAGGAAUGUCCCGACAGCGUCCCUGCCUUCCAGAAGCUGCAAGACUACACCUUCUUGCCGACAGCCUGCAGCGAAGCCGCCAAACUGGGAGCGUCGCUGUCCUCACUUUGCCUCCUCGUCAAUAAGAAGUACACAUAUUUCUGAUUGGUCCAAAAACCAAGGUAUGAUGGCGGCCUAACCGCCAACUGUAUACAGCACUACAGUAAAUGACAGUACAGCUUGCAUUUGACAGCUGUUAUACUAUGCAGUGUAAUGCUUGUACAGUAGUUUGCAAUGACUUACCUGCUCCAUUUCUUGCUGAAUGUAUUACCCAUAUGAGGGGCCAAAGUAACGGUAAAGGUUUUGUAAAGUUAGCUUUUAUAGACCUGAUUGUGCAGAAGUACCAACUGAAGGUGAAUUCCAGCUACAUUAACCACUUCCUGUGUGUACAAAAUACAGAAUGUAUAAUGCUAACUUACUGUAGAUGAUGGUGUUAAAUGUAUUGAGGCUAAAUAAAGAAAUUUCUAAGCCACUGA
Messenger RNA from Doryrhamphus excisus (bluestripe pipefish), 1532 nucleotides. RefSeq names its product DDAH family member 2, ADMA-independent (gene ddah2). Lineage: Eukaryota; Metazoa; Chordata; Actinopteri; Syngnathiformes; Syngnathidae. The record is from RefSeq and is a predicted model, not a curated record.